This is a messenger RNA of Carassius carassius (crucian carp), 5942 nucleotides long. Its product is annotated as adenylate cyclase type 8. The record is from RefSeq and is a predicted model, not a curated record. Gene Ontology annotation, biological process: cAMP biosynthetic process; intracellular signal transduction; adenylate cyclase-activating G protein-coupled receptor signaling pathway. Gene Ontology annotation, molecular function: adenylate cyclase activity. The coding region runs from base 1115 to 4675 and encodes 1186 amino acids. NCBI's taxonomy places the organism in Eukaryota, Metazoa, Chordata, Actinopteri, Cypriniformes, Cyprinidae. Gene Ontology annotation, cellular component: plasma membrane. The transcript is spliced from 19 exons.
AGAUGCCUCUAACACUAGCUUCUCUAUUUUUUUUUUAUAUUACAAUAAUCAUAAAAAACCUUGCUAUGUGUACUGCAUUAAGCUAACUGCGACUAUUUAUAGCACUUGCAUAUCAUAGAUUUUAAUUGCUUCCAUUGUCCUCAUUUGUAAGAUGUUUGGAUAAAAGCAUCUGGUAAAUGACUAAAGGUAAAUGUACAUUUUUCUGUAUUAUUUGGCAUUUUCUGAUUUUAUAUUGUGAGAUCCCAAGACUUGCUCCUCAUCAGGUCACUGUCCGAGGUCUUGUGCAUAGUGCACAAUUAGUAAAUUCUAUCACAAGUACUUUAUCCAGCUUAUAGCCAACCUUACCUGAUCCUACUGACCUGCCUAGCUCAGUUCAGCCAAUCAGAUACUUUCUUUUGGCAUCAUUUACUCUUCUGUCCUGCCUCUAUAUUUAAUCCCUCUUUUAUUUUAAACAUAAAUGCAGUGUUUACAUGGAUUUCCAUCCUAUCUGCACUUAUCUUGUAUUCUUCGCAUACAAAUUAUUACUCAUUUACAUUGUUUACCUCUUAUAAUAACAUAUCAUAUUUCAUGAGAGAGCUUUUGACUGAAAUCUCCCAGAAGUGUGGAUAAGGUACUGACCUCUGACCCUGAAAGGCUCUUGUUAGCUCAGGUCUUCUCUACUGUGCAUCAUGUGACGUCAGUGAUGGAUGCUUUGAGUAGCCAGGGCAUGAGUGCUGAGUAAGUAAUCCAAUUUGCGCAACUUGAGCUCCCUUCUCGCUUUCGGCGUGGCAAUCUGUUGAUCACUUCUCAGCUCAAUGAAUCAGAAAAACGUGUUCUUCUCUCUUCUCUCCUUCAUCGCAAAGUUGGAAUAUAGAUUGUGUAGGUAUUUUGCCCAUGACUUUCUUUUGUUGCAUUCUGUAAAGAUGCAUAACAACAAUAUAUAGGAUGGAGAGAAUCAAAGGAAAGACUCUUUGAUGGAGCUUUCUCAAAGAGCAGCAAAAUGUACAAAGAAGCAAUGGGAAGUGUAUUAUCUAACAGACAUGGAUGAGCCUUAAUCGGCCACCUCAACUUUGAAGGGAGAUUCAGCGAGUCCUUAACUCAUGGGUAAUGGUGGCGAAAUAAACCUGUAGAUGCCAUGGUAACAUUCAGCGACACGACUGACAUUCACAUGAUGCCUCCACCGUCUUGUAUACCCACUCCACAGUCACCAGGCUUGCGGCGCAAACAACUGCUGUGGCAAAAUGCUGUGAAACACAUCAUUAGCCAACGGGGGCUGAGACAGCAGUUUGGCGUUGAGCCAGCCCGGAAAAUUCAUGUCACUGAUGCCUAUAUCGAGGAAAUCAACCGACAGAUCCGCUGCAAAGCAUCACGGGGUAUGACUAAACGGCGUUCCUCGGUUGCCAGAGUUCAUCCAUCCUUUUUUGGGGAACGUAGCUGUUCAUCCAGUACUCAAACAUCUGCGGACUAUGUCAGUGAUGCUGACUUUUUUGUGCACUGGGGCCACAUUAUCCACGGGGUGUAUGUGCCAACAUUGAGACACAUCUUCAAAUCCAAAGACCUUGAGAAACUCUACCAGCGCCAUUCCUCACAUACUAGAAGAACCUCAUUAGUUGUCACAAACAUUAUUGAUGCAGCUGCCAAACUGCACCUGCUUUUUCUCUACCUGGCCCUGGUGUCGGACGGUUCAGACAUACUUCUAGGCUGGUUUACGGGGUUUUUCAUGGCUUGUGCAAUUGCCCUGUGUAUUUUGGUACUCACCUGUAAACGGUCACACUCCCCAAGAUGGUUGCAUUACGCUGGUAUGGCUAGCUGGCUGUCACAGACUACUCAGGUGUUGGGUGGGCUGGCAUAUGGGUUGGAAAGAGACCAGUCCUGGUAUGUACUUUUCACCCUGUUUGCCACAUACACUCUAUUGCCAUUGCCACUGCUCUGGGCUAUCGGAGCUGGCACACUCACCUCAAUACUUCAUCUCACUGCAGAGACAAUAUGUCACAUCAGCGAAGUGGGACUGCUAAGAAAGAUUCUCGCCAAGGCUUUACUAUACACAAGCAUGAAUGUGGCAGGUCUAUUCAUUCAUUACCUGACUGAUCGGUCCCAAAGACAAGCCUUUCUUGAGACACGCCGCUGCAUUGAAGGCCGCAUGAAACUAGAGACUGAAAACCAGAGACAGGAGCGUUUGGUGCUGUCUAUCCUGCCCCGCUUUGUUGCCUUGGAGAUGAUUGCCGAUAUGUCUUCUAUGGAUGAUGAUCUUGAUCCACAGCAAUUUCACAAAAUAUAUAUCCAUCAGUACAAAGAUGUCAGUAUCCUCUUUGCUGAUAUAAAGGGCUUCACUCUGUUAUCCAUGAACAUGUCUGCUCAGGAAUUAGUGCGCUUACUCAAUGAGCUCUUUGGACGUUUUGACCGGCUAGCCGAUGAAUAUGACUGCUUGAGAAUAAAAAUCUUAGGGGACUGCUACUACUGUGUAUCUGGGGUACCAGAGCCUCAGCGAGCACAUGCUCACUGCUGUGUGAAGAUGGGACUAGCAAUGAUCAGCACCAUUCGAUCUAUAAGGAAACAACUGAACUUUGACAUGGAUAUGCGAAUUGGGAUCCACUCGGGCUCUGUACUUUGUGGGGUUCUGGGUCUACAAAAAUGGCAGUUUGAUGUGUGGUCUUGGGAUGUAGGCAUUGCCAACAUGCUUGAAGCAGGGGGGAUCCCUGGACGCAUCCACAUUUCACGUGCUACUUUGGACUGUCUGGAUGGAAGCUACCAAACAGAGAACGGGCAUGGAUAUGAACGCAAUGAGUUCUUACGAAAACACAAGAUUGACACUUUCCUUAUCUGCCACAAAGAGGAGGAUCUAGAUGGAAUGGAAGCAGAUCAUUUAAAAACUCAGCAAAGCCACCGCCCCUGGAACAAAGAGAUAUUGGCCUCCUUCUCCCAUGGGUCUUACACACAACUUCCUACAUCCUCAGUGUGCAGAUCUACAUCCAAGGAGAUCAACAAACGGAUAGAGCAUGCUAUAGAUCUUCGCAGCAGUGAGCGCAUGCGUCAGGAGCAUAUCACUUCAGCCACAUUGGUGUUUAAGGAUACACACAUUGAGGAGAAGUUCUCUCAGGUAAGGGACGAGAUGUUUAAGACCAAUCUAGUAUGUUCCUUCAUCAUGUUUCUUCUUCUCAUGGCUGUCCAAGCCCUCAUUCCUGUACCCAGGUUUUAUUACUGGACAGCACUGCAGUUCUGUCUAUUCUUGCUAGGAUAUCUCUUAUUGCUUAUGAUGGUCUUGGCUGAAGAGUUUAAACAAUUUCCCAGUGUCCUUCAGCAGUUCUGCUGCUGGAUCCAUGAAAACAACAGUAUGCGGAACCUUCUCACUGUCACAGCUAUAGCCAUCAACUUUGGCAUGGCUCUGUUUGAUAUGAUAUGGUGUCACUCUACUGAGACAAGAGAAAUAAGCACCAUUGAAACAGAGGAAUAUAAGCCCAGCCAGAAGCCUCUUACUGCCUGCACAUAUCCAGAGUUCUUCCUUCUAAGUGGAGUGGUUUCUAUGGUGACCUGUGCUGUGUUCCUGAGGCUGAGUUCUCUCUUAAAAUUGGCUAUUCUGUUGUUGGUGGUGAUGAUCUAUACUUACUUCAUUGAAGUGUCCUUCCACAUGCUGUAUGUACCUAAUCUAGAGCAGGAACGGUCAGGCAGGUCUCAAUACCUCAGAAGAAAAGGAGUCUCAAUUCUGUUGAUGGCGAUGUUUGUCAUAGCUGUUUUCUACAAUGGUCGACGGUGGGAAGCAACAGCACGGCUAGACUUCCUGUGGCGUUUGCAAGCUCAGCAGGAAGUGCAGGAGAUGAGAGAUCUGAGGGAACACAAUGAAUGUCUGCUGCAUAACAUUUUGCCGGCACACGUUGCUCGUCACUUCCUAGAGAGGAACAGGAAUGAUCAGGAGCUGUAUUCUCAGUCCUAUGAUGAGGUGGGGGUAAUGUUUGCCUCCAUCGCUGGCUUUAAUGAAUACUACGAGCAGAAGGAGAUCAAUCACGAAGGAGUUGAGUGUCUCAAACUGCUCAAUGAGAUCAUUGCAGACUUUGAUGAGCUGUUGGAGGAGACAUAUUUUUUGGACAUUGAGAAAAUCAAAACCAUUGGGAGUUGCUAUAUGGCAGCGUCUGGUCUAUCGACUGAUAAACAGUCUCGUGUUGUAAAUGACUGGCAUCAUCUCAGUGAGUUGGUUCUGUUCGCACUAGCUAUGCAAGAGACCCUGAAAGAGAUCAACAAAAAAUAUUCCUCAAACAAUUUCCAGCUCCGCGUUGGAAUUGCCCAUGGUCCUGUUGUUGCUGGAGUCAUCGGUGCCACCAAACCCCAGUAUGAUAUCUGGGGCAUGACAGUGAAUUUGGCAAGUCGAAUGGACAGUACUGGAGUUAAUGGAAAGAUUCAGGUCCCUGAGGCCACAUGUAAUAUUCUAGCAAACUGGGGCUUUGUGCUAGAGUUGCGUGGUGAGAUAUUCAUAAAGGGCGUCAGUGAGAGAAAGGGACAUGUACGAACGUACUUCAUCAGCACCAAAAGGCAGCAGCUGUCAAGCAACGGGAUUGCAGACAGAGGAAAGAAUGAAUGGAGUGGGAGGACCACUCUCGCCUCUGUGGUCUUUGGCCUUGUACAGGCCAUUCACAGAGAGAAACAGAGAGGUACUAAUGGAGGUUUCACUCUGUCAAACAACAACUUUAGCAACUUUAGAUUAUGAUGUGAAACACCAAACAGUAUUUACCUUAACUUAAUGGACACUCAGUUGAAACACUGCCUUCAUCUUUAAAAGGAUACCUCAAAUAUCUUAUAACAUUCUUAUGUGGACUUGUCUAUGGAACACAAGCAGAAUAAUGACUAUUUUUUGUACCGAUUUCAUAAAUAAUGUAUAUUUUCAUAAACUUCACUUGGGCCACACAUUUUGUUAGGUUCUUGAUCCACUACAUGCUUUGAAAAGUUACACAUAUGUGACCCUGGACCACAAAACCAGUCUUAAUUGAGAUUUAUACUUCAUCUGAAAGCUGAAUAAAUAAGCUUUCCAUUUAUGUAUGGUUUAUGAUGUAUGGUCAUCUAUUGAUGAUAGGACAAUAUUUGGCCAAGAUACAACUAUUUAAAAAACUGGAAUCUGAGAGUGCAAAAAUAUCUUAAUAAUGAAAAAAAAAUCGCCUUUAAUUUUGUCCAAAUGAAGUCUUAACAAUGCAUAUUACUAAUCAAAAAUUAAGUUUUGAUAUAUUUACGGUAUGAAAUUUACAAAAUAUCUUCAUGGAACAUGAUCUUUACUUAAUAUUAAUCAUAAUGGUAUUUGACGUAAAAGAAAAAUUUAUCAUUUUGACCCAUGCAAUGUUUUUUGGCCAGCGACUUAAGACUUAAGGUUUUGUGGUCCAGGGUCACAUAUUUUACUUUACUACAGCCAAUUUAAACAUGUUCAGAUAAUAGAAAAAUACAGUUUACAAGAAUUGUUCCUCAUCCAUGCCAUGAUAGCAUAAAAAUACCUCACAUGUACCACAGAUACAAACUGUGCACAAACUUCUUUGUGAGUUCUGUAAUAUUUGUUUUUAAUGGUAAAAUAUAGUUUUAUAAUAUAGUAUAAUAAUAGUCUUUAUUUUUUUCUUAAUAUCAGAGGGUCGUUUCUGAUUUUCAUUUAUAUCAAUAUACAUUUUAAUGCAAUUUCAAAUGUAAAAAUUCAUGUGUAACAUCCAUUUUAUGUUGCCUUUGGACUGGACUAUAAUUAGUACUGUUUUAUCUACCAAAAUACACUUAAUUAUAUAAUUAAUGUUUAAUAAUCAGAGUAUUGUAUUGAAAACAUAAAAUGUCAUACAUUAAUUGCAAUUGUUUUAUAUUCCACUGUAAUGUACCAUGAUAACACUGAUAUAUUUAGUACUAUGCAUCUAUUACAUGCAUUUGUAUAAUGAAACAAUUUGCAUAUAUUAAAAUGUAUGAAUGAAAAUAAAUUAAUGUAGAUGCCUUUUGUCUGUUAUUUUUAUGCU